AUGGCCAUCCUAAAAUCCUCUCUCCACCAUAUCACCAUACCAACCCUCAACCUCCACGAGCACAUCUCACUCCUCUCUCAAUUUAACCAACCCCCCCCCCCCCCAUAUCCUCAACAUCCGUCUCCCACAAAUCCCACCUCACCUGCCGCAACCUCCCCUCCAUCUCCCCAAUAUCAUCCACCUCGCUACCUCCCUUCACAGGCUACACCUCCCCGUAUUUCGCCUCAUAACAUCCAGCGCAGCAACGCUCGCAUCGUCGAGCUGUUUUUCCUUACUACUUCCACAACUUCCACAACUUCUACAACUCCCCCCUCUAUCCCCGCCAAAACAUUAAUUCCUAGCAUCUCCACCAUCGUCAAUGAUUAA
Molecule: messenger RNA, 366 nt
Organism: Sclerotinia borealis F-4128
Lineage: Eukaryota; Fungi; Ascomycota; Leotiomycetes; Helotiales; Sclerotiniaceae
Source: the annotation of a GenBank genome assembly